CUGUGCCGCAAAAUUUUGCCGAGGGAGGUAAAGAGAACAGCCUGUUCAUCGGCAAAUCGCACGUUUUUAAUGUUACAGAUAAACUAAUAUUUUCGUUAGAAUUUCCUGUAGAUACUCUGGAUUUUUAACAUAGAUUUUUAAACAAGCCGGGAAUGUCUUCAGAUCGGGGAAGCGGUAGGGGUAGGGGCAGACGAUCUCGAGGGGCACAGAAUAACGAAGGAACCCACAGUUCAGGUCCCGACAGCCCAGCCGAGGCGAACGGCCCCAGCACAUCGGCGGUUCAGGCCGAGCCCCCCGCCCCUGCCCCAAAAACAUCCAACAAAAGCUUCAAACCCACGGGCACCAGUCUAAAACGAAUUCAAAAAGAAUUGGCAGAAAUCACCAUUGACCCUCCGCCGAAUUGCAGUGCUGGUCCCAAGGGGGAUAACAUGUAUGAAUGGGUGUCCACCAUUCUGGGACCCCCAGGGUCUGUGUACGAGGGAGGCGUAUUCUUCUUGGACAUUCAUUUCUCAGCGGAUUAUCCGUUUAAGCCACCAAAGGUGACAUUUCGAACACGGAUUUACCAUUGCAAUAUAAACAGCCAGGGUGUGAUCUGUCUGGACAUUCUAAAGGACAAUUGGAGUCCUGCUCUGACUAUCUCCAAAGUGUUGUUGUCCAUUUGUUCCCUUCUAACAGACUGUAAUCCGGCCGACCCUCUGGUUGGGAGCAUUGCUACUCAGUACACUCAGAACAGGACGGAACACGACAGGGUGGCUCGCCAGUGGACCAAGAGGUUCGCCACGGGGCUCUGAUUCAACAUUCAGAUACUUAUUUAUCAUCCUUUCCCCCCCCCCCCACCCCCACCCCCACCCCAAGUUUAUUUGUCACAAGUACAUGUACUUCAUAUAUCUGAUAGAGCAUAUUAUAGUUUAAUAUUUGUCAUGAAUUUUUCUUUUAUACCUGUGGUGAACUUGUCUUUUAUGGUGUGUUUUCAUUAGGGCAAAAAAAAGGGGUUUUUUUUAAAGAUUUUGUCUAUGAAUUUCAAUUUUGUAUUUUUUUUAUAUAUAGAAAAUACAUUUUGAAAAAAAAAUAUUUUCUAUAGUUUUGAUUUUAGGUUAUGUGUUUUUAAAGCACAAUAUUUUGUUUUACAAUUUAGACCAAAAUGUUUUCACUGUUGACAUGAAAACUUAUUUUUACAAAAUACUAAAGAUGAUUUCAAUAUAUGUAUUAGAAAUGAUUUUUUACGAUAAUUCUUGGCAAUACAGUUAUAACUGUCCACACAGCUCUUGUUGAGCUUCUGGUGUCUAGAAGAGUUAUUUUCCUUGAAAUAUGCCACACUCACAAGUCGAGGCAUACCGGUAUGUGCAUUCUGAAUUGAUUAGAUUUUUUAUUCUGAUUAUUGAUAAUAUUCUUUGAGGCCCUACCUGGUCUUAUUACAUGUACAUGUACUUAAGUCUGCAUGAUGAAGCUGGCCAGCUAAGGGUAUUAAAUACAGAGCGUGUGUUAUUUAAUUGUCAGGAUGCAUGAAGCAUAAUAUAUAUCUUUAAUCCUCAUUUGUAUAAGGAGUUGUCAGUUACUGGUACAAUGUAUGCACAUGCCAGUUCUUAUCAUUCAAUUCGUGUCUGUAUAGUGAAUGUACCGUACACCUGUAUGCAUACAUAUUAACUGACUAUAUAUAGAUGGAGAAAGGAAAAAAAAAAUCCACCAAAACAACACUGAGUUAAUGUAUGUUGAUUAUGAUUUUUUUAAUCUUUUUUAUUUUUAAAUUAUUUUUAAUUGUUUUCUUUUGGUCUUUGUUAAGUGCUAACUUUAUUGGUUGUUCAUUGGGGGUUUGAUAAAUGAACAGGGGUUGUAGGGUCAAAGUCAUAAAAACAAAAUUGUUACUUCUCUAACACCCUUGAAAGUAAAAAGCCUGACAAAAUUAAAAUUUAGUUGAUUUCAAUUGUGUUUCCUACUGUAUGACCUUUCCCCUGUAUUAAUGUAGAUUCAGGACAACAUAAUAUAGAUAUAUACAAACAUAGAAUUCAUGUUUUAAACAUUCAUUUGCAUCAGUGUUGAAAAAAAUGUACUUAUUAUUAUUGUUUGAAAAAUUGGUUUCUAAAAAGUUUUUUUGUAUAUAUACUAUAUUAAAACAAGAUCUGUAUCAACUUAAAGUAAGACUGUAAUUGAUUGGUAUGGAUUACAGUGUAUUUGAUUUUCAGAACAAGUGUGAAAAAUGUUUGUGAAAGUGAUUGAUGUAUGUGAAUGUGGAAGUCGUGUGAACAUGAGCUCACAUUUUAUGUGAAUAAAGUUGUAAAAUUGCA
Magallana angulata is the source of this 2282-nucleotide messenger RNA. RefSeq names its product ubiquitin-conjugating enzyme E2 E1-like. The transcript is spliced from 5 exons. Bases 153 to 791 code for a protein of 212 amino acids. Gene Ontology annotation, molecular function: ubiquitin conjugating enzyme activity. Gene Ontology annotation, biological process: protein polyubiquitination. Gene Ontology annotation, cellular component: nucleus. The record is from RefSeq and is a predicted model, not a curated record. Lineage: Eukaryota; Metazoa; Mollusca; Bivalvia; Ostreida; Ostreidae.